AUGAACAGAACCAAAAUGAAGAUGAAGGCACCUCCAGGGAUCUUUAAAGGACAACAGAACAUUUCGUCAUUCUUUGUCCCCAAAAACCCAAAAGUUUCGUCGUCUUCCACAAAUGAGACCGUUUCAAGUGUUCUCACCAAAACUGAAGCUUGGAUCAAUGGUGGUAAGAAACUAAACUCCCCAUCAAAGAGGAAUGUCCUAGGUGAUUUGGAGAACGUCCUUCCCACUUCUCCGGACCUCCUUCUCUCAGUCCCUGAAACCCCCAACAGUCAGAUUAGGCUCUCCUCCUCCAGAGAGGAGGAUCAACUGAACCAAGAGCCCUGCAGAGAGGCUGCGUGCAAAACUGAUGUCUGCCUGCUGUCCCCCAUCAGUCGCAGUCCCAGUGCUAAAGGUUUAAAACUACAAAAAAUGACAGAGAACGGGGGAAAAAACAAGAGAGAGGACAGAUUAUCUGGCCCAAUAAAGAGACUCUUCACCCCUCCUGAGGAAUCUCACACUGCAAAGAGAGUAAGAAGUUCACCUAAACUUGUGAUCAACUCCACAGAGGUCAGCCUAAAAGGAGAGAGGCCUCUCGCUGACCCUGUGAGGACACCUCAGCGUAACUGGGACCAGUCUGAUGGCUGGUCUGAGAGUUUGAUAGGCGAGCGUGGAGGUACAACAGUGAAUUUGACAAAAAGCAAAAACUCAGCGAUUUCUCUGCAGUCAGUUUCUGACCACUUGGUGGGCGAACAGAGAAAACGGGAGAAAGAAGAAAAUGUUACAUCUGAUUUUGCCGUAAUAACAGAGCUGAAAGCGGAUGAGACAAAAACCAGCAGAAACCUGCAGAGCUGCCUAGACGAGGACAUUUCCACGGUUACCGCUUGUGCACAGCCAGCCACACGAAAACCGGAGCAAGAGGAUGUCCUGAAGGUAAAAGAAUCUACAAGAACACUAGAAACAGAUGGAGAUGCAGACAACAGGACCGCUUCAGGUCAGGAACAAACUACAGAGAAUACAGGAGUGGCGUCUGCGUGUCCUGUAGACGACGUGUUCGAAGAGAGCUGGUUUACAGAGCAAAUGGACGAUGAAGAGGACAUCGAAGAGAAGCCAAAGAAAACUAAAGUACCAGAUCAUGUGAUUCUUUUUGGGGGCCAAAACAACCGGUAUCUGGUUGUGGAUGUAGAGGAGAGACCAUCGCACAAAAUGCUGACCAUCUCCUGCUCCAAGUCUCUUCAUCCAACGGAGACGUGCCUGCUCAAAGACGGAUGGGAGACUACGCCAGUUUUUCGUGGUGAUGUGGUGCACCUGGAGGGUUUCUCCGAAGGUGGUAGCUGGUUAGUCGACAGGGAGCAGGGUUUCCUGGUUUUAUUUCCAGACAGCCUCGUCUCUGGAACCAGCAUCUCGAGCUCCAUCCGCUGCAUGCGACGAGCAGUACUGGGAGAUCUGUUCAAGAGUUUUGAUGGCGGCUCCAAGCAAAUGCUCAAUGGCACCAUGGUCCAUGAAGUCUUUCAGAGAGCAGCUACAGCUAAAGAUUUUUCUUUGCAGAAACUUUCCGCGCUGACUGUAGAAGCUCUGCGCAGUCCUCGUUACCUUGGAGAGAUGUACACUUUAGGUGUAAGUCAGGAAGAAAUGACACAGGAAGUGAAUGAAUAUCUGCCCUCACUUGAACAUUGGGCUAAUGAAUACCUCUGCUCUUCAACGCCAAAACCAAUCAGCCUGAAAAUUCCCAGUAACAGCCGAGCUCCGACCAGGUGCCAGGACUCCACCGCUGUUUUCACGAUGGCUGAGUUGGCAGAUAUAGAGGAGAACAUCUGGUCCCCCAGGUUUGGCCUCAAGGGGAAAAUUGACGUGACGGCAAAAGUUCGAAUCCAAAAUCCACGGAACCGCAGUCGCGUACCUCCUGAAGAAAAGACCCUUCCUCUGGAGCUGAAAACUGGAAAAGAAUCAAACUCGAUAGAACACCGCAGUCAGGUGAUUCUGUACACUCUGAUGAGCAUGGAAAGAUAUAAUCCUGAGGUUGGCCUUCUGCUUUAUCUCAAGACUGGUAACAUGCAUCCUGUAGCAGCCAGCCACAUGGACUACCGAGAGUUGCUGAAGCUGAGGAACACUUUGGUUCACCACAUUCACAACGGUGUGAAGAAAUCUGCAGAUCACAGCCAGCUGUCCAGACUUCCUGAGAUUUUGAGAGACAGACAAACCUGCAAGUACUGCCCUCAAAGACUGAACUGCGCUUUAUACCAGAGAGUGGUGGACUCGAGCUCGGCAGAUGUCAGUGAGGAGGUUGUACGCACCUUUCUGGAGCAGGAAACCGCUCACCUGACUCUGCCACAUCUGAACUACUUUUCUCAUUGGCUGCUGCUCUGCUGCCUGGAAGCGUCCACAAUGGAAGCCAAGAAUGGCCGAAAGCGAGUUUGGCUGCAGUCGGUUGAAGAAAGUGAGAAGAAUGGCAGCUGUGUGGGGAAUCUGCAGCUCAGCAGCCCGGUGACUCUUCACUCUGAAGGCGUCCUCUUCCAUCGUUUCCUGCGCACUAGUGUUGCUCCAUCGGAGGGUUUGACCAGCUGUGGUCUGACCAGCGGGGAUCGCAUUGCUGUCAGUGGCCAGGAAAGUCAUUAUACUGGGUUGGCGACUGGCUACCUCUGUGAGGUCAACAGAACAUCAGUCAGUUGCACUCUUGACAGGGACCUGUCAAAGUUCAGCCAUGUGUUAUUUCGACUGGACAGUGAUGGAGUGGUGGGCCUCAGCACUCACCUCAGUAAUCUCUCCAGACUAAUGGAAAACUCCCAAGACAGCGAGCGGCUGAGGGAGCUGGUUGUUGACUUUCGAUCUCCAGAGUUUAUCACCAACCUGAGCUCUGUCCUGCCUAGGGAGGCCAAAGACACUGUGGCCAACAUCCUCAAAGGUCUCAACAAACCCCAGAAACAAGCCAUGAAGAAGGUGUUGUUGUCCAAAGACUAUACACUGAUUGUCGGUAUGCCUGGCACUGGCAAAACCACAACCAUCUGCACCCUGGUUCGUAUUCUGCACGCCUGUGGCUUUAGUGUGCUGCUGACCAGUUACACCCACUCUGCUGUGGACAACAUCCUGCUUAAGCUUAAACGUUUCCGGGUUGGCUUUCUGCGUCUGGGACAAAGACAGAAGGUUCAUCCUGAUAUCCUGCCGUACACAGAGGAGAGUGUGAGGGAGAAGGGUGUUCACACUCUGUCAGAGCUGGAGCAGCUGUAUAAUAAAGAACUGGUCGUAGCAACCACCUGUAUGGGGAUCAAGCACCCAAUCUUCACACGUCGACGCUUUGACUUCUGCAUCGUAGAUGAGGCGUCGCAGAUCAGCCAGCCGAUCUGUCUCGGACCACUUUUCUACGCCAGGAGAUUUGUGCUGGUCGGAGACCAUCAGCAGCUGCCGCCGAUAGUUCAGAACCAGGAAGCAAGGUCACUUGGGAUGGAUGAAAGUCUGUUUAAACGCUUAGAGCUCCACAGUGACGCAGUGGUUCAACUCAAUGUUCAGUAUCGGAUGAACAGACAGAUCAUGUCUUUGAGUAACUCACUGAUGUACGACGGCCGGUUGGAGUGUGGAUCAGAGAGGACGGCCACGGCUCUGCUCACGCUGCCUUUCCUGCUCUCCGUCCAGUCAGAGCUAGAUUCUUACUCGCAGUCCCAUCCUGAGCUUGACCUGUCCUGGGUACAGGCCACAUUGCUGCCCAGUAAUCCUGUCUGCUUCCUGGACUGCUCACUGGUGCCUGCAUUGGAGUCGGUGGAACAGGGAGGAGUGAGCAAUCUCACCGAAGCUGUUCUUAUACACACGCUGCUUUCUCUUCUGAUAAAGGCUGGAUGUAAGCCCAGUGAUAUUGGCGUCAUCGCGCCCUACAGGCAGCAGUUAAAGAGCAUCUCUGCUCUGCUGCAGCCACCUGUUUUCACUGGUGUGGAGGUGAACACUGUGGACCGGUACCAGGGGCGAGACAAAAGUCUGAUUGUUCUGUCAUUUGUCAGAAGCACAGCAGAGGAAGGAAAUUUAGGGGAGUUGUUGAAGGACUGGCGUCGCCUGAAUGUGGCCAUUACUAGGGCUAAACACAAACUGCUGAUGGUUGGCUCUGCCACAACGCUGCGACGCUACUCACCUGUAGAGAAAUUACUAAAUCAUCUCCAGCAGGACAACAUGAUUAUCCAGCUCCCACCAGCUGCCCACAGGGCCUUACCCAGCAUGCACCUCUAA
Nematolebias whitei (Rio pearlfish) is the source of this 4185-nucleotide messenger RNA. It is a transcript of the gene dna2, whose product is annotated as DNA replication helicase/nuclease 2. Gene Ontology annotation, biological process: replication fork reversal. Gene Ontology annotation, molecular function: 5'-flap endonuclease activity; single-stranded DNA helicase activity. Lineage: Eukaryota; Metazoa; Chordata; Actinopteri; Cyprinodontiformes; Rivulidae. The coding region runs from base 1 to 4185 and encodes 1394 amino acids. The transcript has 25 exons. Gene Ontology annotation, cellular component: cytoplasm. The record is from RefSeq and is a predicted model, not a curated record.